This is a messenger RNA of Ooceraea biroi (clonal raider ant), 2956 nucleotides long. RefSeq names its product RAS oncogene family member Rab2 (gene Rab2). Gene Ontology annotation, molecular function: GTPase activity; GTP binding. Lineage: Eukaryota; Metazoa; Arthropoda; Insecta; Hymenoptera; Formicidae. The record is from RefSeq and is a predicted model, not a curated record.
ACGUGACGUCAUGUCGGAGCAGAAGAGAUAAGACAGUCGGACGAAGGGAGUUCUGUUUCCUGGUGUGUCGUAGAGCUGAGAAGUCGUUUGCACGCGUCGUCCCCGUCGUCGUCAGCUCCGCGUAUCUCGAGAUGUCGUACGCGUACCUGUUCAAGUAUAUCAUUAUCGGGGACACAGGAGUUGGAAAGUCCUGUCUCCUCCUCCAGUUUACGGACAAGAGAUUUCAGCCAGUUCAUGACUUGACAAUAGGGGUCGAAUUUGGCGCUCGUAUGAUCACCAUUGACAGCAAGCAAAUUAAACUGCAGAUUUGGGACACUGCGGGUCAAGAGGCAUUCCGUUCUAUAACAAGGUCGUAUUACCGCGGAGCAGCCGGAGCUUUAUUGGUAUACGACAUUACACGUAGGGAAACGUUUAAUCAUCUCACGACAUGGUUGGAGGAUGCAAGGCAGCACUCCAACUCCAAUAUGGUCAUCAUGUUAAUCGGCAACAAAAGCGAUCUGGACAGCCGAAGAGAAGUGAGGAGAGAGGAAGGCGAGGCUUUCGCACGCGAACACGGUCUAGUCUUCAUGGAGACCAGCGCUAAGACUGCAGCCAAUGUUGAAGAAGCGUUCAUCAAUACGGCGAAAGAAAUCUACGAAAAGAUACAGGAGGGUGUCUUUGACAUCAAUAACGAGGCGAACGGUAUUAAGAUCGGACCACAGCAUUCACCAACUAGUCCGGGUGGUUUAGCAGGCACCGGUGGACAAGGUAGCGCGCAGGGCGGCGGGUGCUGCUAGGGGCUGGGGCUUAUCUGUCCGCCGCUUCAUCCUUCUCCGAUCUGAGAGUUGACUCUACACUCCCGCGCUCCUCGUUUUAAUCUGAACACACUUACUUUGUACAAUUUAAUUUCGCGUAUGCGACGUCAUGAGGUAACGAAUGACGUAAGUUGGUGUAUUUAUUAUUUGAGAAUAAUCUUAUACACGUAAAUAAAUAUAGGAUUAUUGUAAGACGAAAAUGUUAUACAUCGCUAAAAAUCAUGAUGCAUUAAUAAAGUCUUUAUUUACAAAUUCUCGAGAAAGACGAGAUGAAUGAAGUUCAUUUUGCGUCGUGUGUUCUCUCUGACUCUCUGACGGAUUAGAUUCUGGCGCGAGCAGAGACACUUAUUCCAACUUCUUAAUAUAUAAUCAUUUUCGUUCUUGCACAUCACACACGUACACAUCACGCGUAAAUAGUUUUACCUUCGAACGUGAGGUCUUGUGUUUUAAACUGGAUGGUAGCUGAGGUUCCCUCUUGAUUUCCAAUUAGAAAUUAUUUUUUACGUUUAUUUAAGGGUUACUAUAAUUUAGUUACAUUCUAGUUAAGUCUUAGCAGGCUUGUCUCCCACUUUAUGCAGCACAACACGAGAUAUAUUAUGCAUACAUUAAGUAAUAUCGAUCGGGAGCGAUAAAGCGAGAGAAGACGGGAAGACACUUGAACUUGAUGUUUUAUAUUCAUUUAAUGUAUAUUGCGUAUAUACUAUAAUGUAAUGUGCACUAAUCAUUCAAAAUUCCAUUACCUAUCGUUAAUGGCUCGUGAAUGUAUCGUUUAAAUCAAUUGGACGUGAUUUCCAUCUAUUACUUAAAAAAGCAAAUAUUAUAUAUAUACAUAUAUAAUCGACGCCAUCACGAGGCCUAUUUAGCCAGAUUUAUAUUCUAUAUAAUAGUUACACAAAAAAGACAAUUUUAUUGCAUAUACAUAUACAUAUAUAUAUCGAUAAUAUUGGUAUCAUCAUUUAUGGCUUUUAACUGUGGCGUCUCCUUCUGAGAAGCGAAGCGGCAUUAUUAGUGCUAUAAACAAAUCAAAACGAUUUACAUUUUUACAAUUUAUAUCAUAUAGUGAGAUUGCGAGGGGUUUCUAGCAUCUAAUACAAGAGCCAUGUUUAAGUUUCUCGACCAUAGAUGAGGAUACCGAUGUGCGUGUAGGAUAAUUUUACCUGUAUUUCGUCAAAAUUCAAAAAUUACUACGCUCCAAAUAAGCGCUCUUGCUUCUGUCUCGAGAGAACGAAUAUAUUACGAGAUAUCUUUGUUCGCGCGCGCGGAGACGCGAAAAACGAACUUAAUAAUUACAGGCAUUUACGAUGCGAAUAAAAUAUAGCCCCUGAUAGUGCACGCCGUUACAUUUAUUGAGCUGUUUGCCGACCGGCAAGAGUAAUCAUACGUUACCACCGAUGUUCCCUCAAUGAAAUUACGAGUGGGAGCACAGCUAUUAGCGUGAAUAUAUACCGUAUUAGUACAAAUUGGCUUGUCGACUAUUAUUGUAAUCAAACUGCUCGUGAUACUUCAAAUUACGAGCUUAUAUAUAUAAUUGUUGUACCAAAGAAUGCGUCUGCAUUGCGUACCUCUUUUUUGCGCUUGUAACACCGUAACAGUUACAUCAAGUAUAUCGGCUUCAGGAAAUAUCAUUCGGACACGUUCUGAUUUAGCAUAAUUAUCCAGCGAUUCUACACAUGGUCGAUACUUUUUGACCGCUUGUGAUGUAUUUUGUAUGUAUGUGCUGGCAUACCUUUUCGAUCGGAAAUAUAUAUGUGCACAUUACUUAUUGUCCCUGAAUUUAAGCUGUUUUUGUGUAACUUAAAUGUUUAAGGAUAUGCAUGGGAGCAGAGAGAUAAAAAGUGCGUUUACCCGGGAAAAUUAUUCCAUAAAAUUUGGGACUAAGAUUGGAUGUACAUAGAAUACGAAUUCUACGCUUCUUUCAUUUUAUUAUGUAGCGUUCAACAUUCUGUAUUAAGUUGUUCCAUAUGGUACAUUUAUUUAAAUAAUUACAUAAAGACAAAAAAUUUAUAAAAUUUUAUUUAUAUAUGUCGUGUUAUUUUACACGCGAAUAAUAUUUUAUUAAUAUAAUUUUAAUAACCAGAAUGUCUUGCAAUAUGUAAUUUGUGUAAACAAUGUAAAUUAUGUUUGACGUAUCAUCUAUGUGAAUAAUAAGUAAUCUACGGCUU